AUGAGUUUGUUUGGAAAAAUAUUUGGUGAAAAGAAUAAAAAGCCGGAAAUGACAACACCUGAAGCUCUUCAGAAAAUUGCUAAUAUGGAAGAAAUGUUAAUUAAGAAACAAGAAUUUUUGGGCAAAAAAAUUGAAGAGUCUAUCGCGACUGCAAAGAAGCAUGCCACCACUAAUAAACGGGCGGCUCUGAAGGCUCUUAAGGAGAAGAAAUUUCAUGAGAAAAAGCUGGAAGAAAUUGAGGGUAUCUUAAAUACGAUCCAUCAUCAAAAAAGCUCUUUGGAGAAUGCAUCUUUGCAUUCCGAAGUUUUUGGUGUCUUGACAUCUACUUCUGCAGCUUUGAAGAACAUAAAUAAAGGAAUGGAUGUUCACGAUAUUAUGGAGGAUAUUGCAGAGAGUCAGGAAGUAACUAAUGAAAUUACUCAAGCAAUUUCCAAUCCGGCCGGACUACAAAAUGAUAUAGAUGACGACGAGCUGCUCAAGGAACUUGAGGAUAUACAAGAGGAGGAGAUCAAUGAAAAACUUCUUGAUGUUGGUACAAUCCCUGCUAGUAGUGUGACCGAUAAACUUCCAGAUGCGCCAAAAGACAAACCGAAAGCAAAGGCUAAGACUAAAGAGGACGAUGAUAUGGCUGAGUUGGAGGCGUGGGCAAGUUCUUAA
This is a messenger RNA of Meloidogyne enterolobii, 657 nucleotides long. The record is from the annotation of a GenBank genome assembly. Lineage: Eukaryota; Metazoa; Nematoda; Chromadorea; Rhabditida; Meloidogynidae.